UUUCUUCACGCCUUAACCACACCACACGCCUACAAAUAGCUCCGUCAAACCUCAGACCCAGAUUAAAUAUUAACCAAACACGCUCUCUUCUGUUUCUUCCUUCUCUCUUUCUUCUAACUCUGGCUGGCCAUGGAGGUUCCGAAUCAUCUUCAAGCAGCAGAAGCAGAAGCAGGAGGAGGAUCGUCGUCUUCGCAGAAGAAGAAUGGAAGAGGGAAAAUAGAGAUAAAGAGGAUAGAGAACACGACGAACAGGCAAGUUACUUUCUGUAAGAGACGCAAUGGCUUACUCAAGAAGGCUUACGAGUUGUCUGUUCUCUGCGAUGCUGAAGUCGCUCUCGUCGUCUUCUCUAGCCGUGGUCGCUUGUACGAGUACGCCAAUAACAGUGUUAGAACAACUAUUGAAAGGUACAAGAAAGCUUGCGCUGCUUCCACAAACACAGAAUCUGUAGCUGAAGCUAAUACCCAGUUUUAUCAGCAAGAAUCAUCCAAGCUAAGAAGGCAGAUACACGAUAUUCAGAAUCUGAACAGGCACAUCCUGGGUGAAGCUCUGAGCUCCUUGAGUCUGAAGGAGCUGAAAAACCUAGAGGGAAGACUGGAGAAAGGUUUGAGCAGAGUUAGAUCUAGAAAGCACGAGACAUUGUUUGCUGAAGUCGAGUUCAUGCAGAAGCGGGAAAUGGAGCUCCAAAACCAUAAUAAUUAUCUGCGAGCAAAGAUAGCCGAACAGGAGAGAGCACAGCAGCAGCAGCAGCAGCAAUCAAGUGUGAUGCAGCAGCAGCAGCAGAUGUGUGAGUCCAUUCCCUCACAAUCUUAUGAUCGCAAUUUCUUCCCUGUAAAUCUCUUGGCUUCCAAUAAUCAUCAUCACUAUUCUACUCGACAAGACCACACUGCUCUCCAGCUUGUGUAGCUGAUAAUUAAGAGGAAAGAUUAUUGGAAAUUGUUUCAAAGGGCUAAUUUUCGUCAAUCUGGGAUACUCUGCAACUGGGUUCUAAACUGGUGGAGAGCCACUCAUAUGGGAUCAGUUUUCUAAUUGAGAACCGUUAUUCCAUUUAUUGGAAUUUCCGUUAAUUACUCUCUGAACUAGCAAAACGACCAGCAUUUUGGCCCCAAAACUUCAUAUAUUAUAUAAAAAAUAUUGUUUAUUAUC
Molecule: messenger RNA, 1143 nt
Organism: Prosopis cineraria
Lineage: Eukaryota; Viridiplantae; Streptophyta; Magnoliopsida; Fabales; Fabaceae
Product: agamous-like MADS-box protein MADS1
Exons: 8
Coding region: 130-903 (257 amino acids)
Biological process (GO): positive regulation of transcription by RNA polymerase II
Cellular component (GO): nucleus
Molecular function (GO): DNA-binding transcription factor activity, RNA polymerase II-specific; protein dimerization activity; RNA polymerase II cis-regulatory region sequence-specific DNA binding
Source: RefSeq, a predicted model, not a curated record